Octopus sinensis (East Asian common octopus) is the source of this 2822-nucleotide messenger RNA. Its product is annotated as protein O-mannosyl-transferase TMTC4-like. Gene Ontology annotation, biological process: protein O-linked glycosylation via mannose; endoplasmic reticulum unfolded protein response. NCBI's taxonomy places the organism in Eukaryota, Metazoa, Mollusca, Cephalopoda, Octopoda, Octopodidae. Bases 700 to 2253 code for a protein of 517 amino acids. The record is from RefSeq and is a predicted model, not a curated record. Gene Ontology annotation, molecular function: mannosyltransferase activity. Gene Ontology annotation, cellular component: endoplasmic reticulum. The transcript has 16 exons.
AGUAUGUUUUUUUUCAUGUGGCAAUAUCUUUUGUUUUUCAUUCCCAUUAUUACCGGCAGGCAUCCUAGUUUAGUCCAAACAUGAAUUAGAUAUAAGCAAUUCUGGUCGAACAAUUGAUAAUAUAAAGAGUUUAAAGAAAGCCGUGAGCAACUGGAAUUACAUUGCUUUUGUAUAGUUGUUGCAUUGUUUCUCGUAAAGUUAUCAGCCAAUACAACAUAUACAUAUGAAUGACUGAUGUGUACUGAUGGGAAGUGGAAGCAGGGUAUGAAUGGGAUAAUAUUCCUUUCAGUUACUAUUUUGUUCGUUUAUUUUCCUUCAUUUUUUUUCCUGCUGCCCCAUCGUAAAAGCAUAUGAAAAUGAGUAUUUGUUGGAUUGUUUUCAGGCAUAGUCUGUGCAUAUGUAAUGAAGUUGUUUUUCAGCUUCAGUAAUUAUACAUAAUCGAAAAGAUACUUUUUAUGAGCCAAAUUAUUCAGCUACUAUUAAUUUUUCACCGAGAUUAUUUGAAUUUCUUUGUAAAUAUUUGGUAGCCACCCACCUCAUUUUUUUGUCUCUUUAAUCAUGUUAGUAAUCUGCUUUAGUUCUGCAGUUUUAUGCUGCCUGCUGUGAUACAUAAGGAUACAGUUCAGCACUCUGAAAUACUUGGAGUGGUCAAUGUUUGUAUAUCGGGAAAAUACCUUUAAAAGUAUAUAGAUUAUAAGGAUGAAGUAUCUGAUGAAAGAUGUGAAAGAUUCCAAACUGGAUUAUUUGAUGAAUUUGUCAAGAAAAGCUUGGACCAUUUGGAUACUAUAUAUAAUCCUAGUAACAACUCUGGCUUUUGUUGCUAAUAUUGUCACCAUUAAUGGAACUUUUAUAUUUGAUGAUCGCGAGGCCUUAGUGAAAAACGCGGAUGUCAACAAUCUAAGAACACCGAUAACAAGUCUGUUCGUUCAUGAUUUUUGGGGCAAGAAUAUCUCUUCUCCUGAAAGUCAUAAAUCUUAUCGACCUAUUACUAUUAUCGCAUUAAGGCUACAACAUCAUUUAUUUGGGUCUCUAAAUCCCAAAAGCUUUCAUAAAUUUAAUAUUGGACUCCACGUUCUAAACUCCUUAAUGUGCCUAGGCGUAACAGCCACAAUUUGGGGAAAGACGGAGAAGCAUAAAGAAGGAAUUUUGCUUGCUUCUUCCCUUUUUGCUGUGCAUCCAAUUCACACGGAAACAGUCGCCUCAGUUGUUGGACAAGCGGACAUGUUGUAUACAAUGUUCUCUUUGCUCGGUUUUCUAAUUUAUCAUUAUGGUCUCAUGGCAAAUAAGAACAACAAAGGAAAUACAUUUCUACGUAAUGUAAACUGCCUUCUGGUUGUAUCAAUGCUGACAGUUUUAUCUACAUUCAGCAAAGAACAAGGAAUUACGACAAUGGUUAUAUGUUCACUGUAUGAUAUUGUACUCCAUCAGUCGGAAAUAACGUCAAGUUUCCGUCAAAUUUGGCCGAAUGUGAAGUAUUCAACCAAAGUCAAAACGAAACGAAUAAAAGAAAAUUUAGUGACCAUAUUUUACCUUUUGUUCCGAAUAUUCUUUAUGGUAGCAAUAACACUUCUGUUGCUAACAUUCCGGCUCAAGCUGAUGAUAAAGCAACCAGUAUUUAAUAAAGAGGAUAAUCCACAUUCUUUCGUAGACAAUUUUCUUUUACGGGUUGUAAAUUACAGCUAUAUUUAUUGGUUGAACACAUGGCUACUUUUAGACCCUUGGUGGCUCUGCUGUGAUUGGUCAUAUGAUUGCAUCCCUAUUUUGAAUUCGCCUUGGAAUUUCCGAACUUUAGCAGCCCUAUCGUUCUGGAUCCUAAUAGUUAUGAUGAGUUACAGAAUUCUCCUCUUUCGAAACACGUCAAUGGCACGGAAAAUUUCGCUGUCUCUAAUAUUUUGGAUCGUUCCGUUUACUCCGGCAAGCAACAUGUUCUUUCGAGUUGGUUUUGUUAUUGCUGAAAGAAAUCUCUACUUACCUAGCCUUGGCUUCUGUAUCGCUAUUUCACUUGGCUUCUGUAUAUUACGAGAAAGUCACCCACAUCGGUCGCAGAUUCUUAAAACAGCAGCUGUAUGCCUGACUUUUGUAUUCAUCGUCAGGUCUCACCAGAGAAAUAAAGAUUGGCUCGAUGGGAAACGAUUAUUUCAUUCAGGCCUUAAAGUGUGCCCAAAUAAUGCCAAGCUUACUUUAAUAUUGCUGUUGGAUACCUUCAUCAUAAAGAAUAUAAAUCUGCGAAGAAUUACUUUUCUGAGACUGUAAGGAAAUAUCCUGAAUUUGUGUCUGCUUACACUGGUUUGGGACAGUGUUAUAUGAACCUGGAGAAUUAUACAAAAGCAGAGUAUUAUUAUCAAAUAGCUACGAAUAUCAGUUCACAGAUGGAUCGAGAAGACGUCUUGUGGAACUUGUGUUACGUAAAAUUCAAAUUGAAGAAAAUGGAAGAAGCCGAACAUUGUAUAAACACUUUGAUACACAAUUACCCAUUGUCGGCGUACAAGGCAUAUUAUGGGCUUGCAGAAAUAUAUUAUUAUAAUGGUGAAAAACAAAAGGCUCUGCAAGCAUGGAUGAAAGCAAUUGAAUUAAAUUCCACCGAUUCAGCAGCAUGGGAGAGUGUUGUUGCUUAUCUACACCAUCUGAAUCGACGAAAAGAAAGUGAAGAAGUAUUCUUAAGAGCUUUGAACCACGUGACUGAGCCAACAUCAUUGCAAAAUAUAUGGGCGCGUCUUCACCAGAAAGAACAUUAUCCACUUGGCGAAUCUCGUUUGAAAAAGCGUUGAAACACCUGUAAAUUACUGAAUUGUUUCUAAGAAAUAAAUUUGAUAUCUGUUAUU